GGUUCAGGUUUAUUUUUCUUGAAGAGAUGUCGGAAGAAUUAGGAAAAUCAUCAUAUGACUGUGACAUCUGCAAAGAGUCAUUCUUAGAAGAAAGUAAAUUCAAUCAACACAAACAAAUUCAUACAGAGGAAGCACCAUAUCACUGUAGUAUCUGUGGUAAAUCAUUCUUAAGUAACAGUCACUUAACACAACACAUACGUAUUCAUACAGGUGAGAAACCACACCACUGUGAUAUCUGUGGUAAAUCAUUCUCUGUUUCCAGUAGCUUAACUAAACACAAACGUCUUCAUACAGGCGAGAAACCAUAUCGCUGUGAUAUCUGUGGUAAAUCAUUCUCUAAUGACAGUAAUUUAACUACUCACAGACAGGUUCAUGGAGGGGAGAAACCAUAUCACUGUGAUAUCUGUGGUAAAUCAUUCUCUGUUGGCGGUAGCUUAACGAGACACAAAUAUAUUCAUACUGGAGAGAAACCAUAUCACUGUGAUAUCUGUGGUAAAUCAUUCUCUGAGAGCCGUAGCUUAACUCGACACAAACGUACUCAUACAGGGGAGAAACCAUAUCACUGUGAUAUCUGUGGUAAAUCAUUUCCCGAUGGUUGUAACUUAACUUCUCACAAGUGUAUUCAUACAGGUGAGGAACCGUAUCACUGAUAUCUGCGGAAAAUCAUUCUCAUAAAAUCAUCACUUAAUUAAACACAAGUGCAUUCGUUAUGCAAAGGAUCCAUAGCACAGUGGCAUUUGUUGUAUGACAUUCCGUCAGAAGUUGAAGCUUGGACCUUAUAAAGAACUGUACACAUCAUAGAAACUAUAUGAAUGUGACAUCUAUAGUAAAUCUUUGAAAUGAAAUUAUCCAUUAUUGAAUCAAAAGAGCAUUGACUGAGGAAGGAAAACAUAUCACUGUGAUGUUAAACCUGAAUCAUUCUAUCAAAAUGGUGAAUUGUUUGUACACAGUCCUAUUAAUAUGAAAGAUAUAACUGUAACCUAAGCUAUUUGUGCUAAAUCAAUCUACGAAAGUGAUCAAUUAUUGAAAUGUAAAUGCAUUCAUACAGAAGAGGAACCACGAUGAUGAUGAUCCUCAUCAUUUAAAAUUCUCCUAUUCAUGCUUCUGUCAAUCAGAUGGAAUUCAUUGAUGGAGAUUUUCUACAUCUGGGUACCUUUCUUGUGACCAAUCCUCACCUGUUUCCAAUCAAGGAAAUAUUUUUCCUGGUGAGGCAUAUUUUACGCAGAGGACUGGAAAUGAACAACUGCACAAGUAUGACGGUCACGAUGGCCCUUUACGAACAUCACAUAAUAUCUGGACAAGGGUCCACACACAUGUAUGUUCAAAGAUUUUCUUAAACGAAAUCCUUUACAUGUUUUCUCUACAUGUAAAUGUUUGUAAUUCCUAUUAGGAAAUGAAACACAUGUAAUGCUGAAUAAAUAAUA
Messenger RNA from Octopus sinensis (East Asian common octopus), 1424 nucleotides. RefSeq names its product zinc finger protein 345-like. The record is from RefSeq and is a predicted model, not a curated record. Gene Ontology annotation, biological process: regulation of transcription by RNA polymerase II. Gene Ontology annotation, molecular function: DNA-binding transcription factor activity, RNA polymerase II-specific; RNA polymerase II cis-regulatory region sequence-specific DNA binding. The transcript has 3 exons. The coding region runs from base 27 to 650 and encodes 207 amino acids. NCBI's taxonomy places the organism in Eukaryota, Metazoa, Mollusca, Cephalopoda, Octopoda, Octopodidae.